AUGCCAUCCGAUCUUUCCAUGGCCGAGAUCAAACUGAUGGAGAAUUUAAUGAGCAUCCUACACGGAUGUUCUCCUGCCAUCAAGAGUGAACACCUUUUUCUGGGUGCACAAACAAAUGACCGCAGCGAUGUCAGAUUAUUCGAUGCUUACUACCAGUCGAUUGAGAAAGAAAACGAAUUCCGGCAAAAUCAACUAAAGAUUUUGUUAACCGUUUCUUUGGAUGGUUUCGUCCCAAAAGGGUUGACUAGAAGGGAAAUUUGGCCGCUCUACUUGAGGGUCGAAAACAUCUCUCAACCUGAUGCCGACAAAUUCACGAAUUCCAUACUGUGCGGCGUGUUAUACACUCAGUCGAAGCCUACACAGAAGAUGUUAGAAACGUUGUUUGGAAGAUUAGAAUCUGAGCUAAGGAGUCUUCAUGAAGACCCUCUGCAGAUAGAAGUCAAUGACGUGCUUUGGCCAGUGCACGUGAGCCUUUAUCGGGGCAUGGCGGACAUGGGAGCGCAGAGAGCACUGUUCAGAUUGCCGCGUUGGGAAUCACCGCAUGGGUGCUCGAAGUGUCUCAUUGGGGGAGAACGUAUUGGAAAUCGUCGCGUAUGGGUCUGUGGGGACGAAGAGAUUUCCUUGCGACAUCCCGAGUGUUUUAUCAGAGAGCAAGGUUUCACACCUGUGAUGCGCUUAAUAACUCCGGAGAAGUCUGUAAGCGAUGCUCUACACAUUGCGUCGGAGGAUCUCACGGAAGACAGAUUACAAGUCGGGAAUGUUUCUAAUCCUUUUAUCUUUAAUUUCUCAAGAUGCAAGUUUCACCGAACACACUUCUUUUCUUUUGCUGGUUCCCGUUCCCUAUUUUCUUCAUAUUUUUUUGUUUUUCAAUCGUUCACUAUGAAAGCACACGUCGGUUACCUCUUGUAAUU
This is a messenger RNA of Cylicostephanus goldi, 911 nucleotides long. NCBI's taxonomy places the organism in Eukaryota, Metazoa, Nematoda, Chromadorea, Rhabditida, Strongylidae. The record is from the annotation of a GenBank genome assembly.